AUGGCAAGUUCUGCCUCUCUGGAGACGGUGAUGUCCUGCGGUAGGACCGGGCCAUCCGCGCCUCCCAAGACUCUGGCCUUCUCCAUAGACCGGAUCAUGUCUAAGAGCUCGGAGCCGAAGGGGAGCACGGAGGAUCGGUCAGAGGGGAAGAAGCUGUUGGGACUGUGCUCCCCGAUCCCCUGUAUGAUCCCACUGCAACCCUUCAGCUACGACCUCCAAGCCAAGGCUCUGAUGAACUACUCGGAGCUGUGGAGAGCCAGUUUCAGGGGGAGUUUCUGUGGAUCCGCAGCCGCGCCGUGUAAAGGGAACUGCGGCUUGUGUGGCAAAGCGGACCCGGGACUGAAGCAGCCGUUGCUGACGCCAGGUAGCAGGGUGGUCAAACCGCAGGUGAUCCACCAGGCUUUAGCCGUGCCCAGCAGCGGUUCCCUCUACUAUCUCAACUACCUGGACUCUGCGUACCAACAGUCGGAGCUGCUAGCCGGACACUGGUUCUCCAGCCCGCAGGCCCAGGCCUCUCUGUCGGCGCACCACAGACUCUUGUUGCUGGAGAAUGCCAAGCUGGCCGGGGUUGGGACCGACAAGCUGCCCACACCUCAGUACCCACACAAAGAACAUCUGCCGGGACAGCUAGACCAGAUAGUGAAGGAGAACCACGGCCUGAGCACAGAGAAGAACGGAGUGAAGACGCACAGUAAACUGAGCAGCGCUGCGGACGGAAAACCCAAAAACUUCACGUGUGAAGUGUGUGGAAAGGUUUUUAACGCCCAUUACAAUCUGACCAGACACAUGCCGGUGCACACCGGGGCCCGGCCCUUCGUGUGUAAAGUGUGCGGGAAAGGUUUCCGUCAGGCCAGCACGCUGUGCAGACACAAGAUCAUCCACACACAGGAAAAGCCUCAUAAAUGUAACCAGUGUGGUAAAGCGUUUAACAGAAGCUCCACGCUCAACACUCACGUACGGAUCCACGCGGGAUACAAACCUUUCGUGUGUGAGUUCUGCGGGAAAGGCUUCCAUCAGAAAGGAAACUACAAGAACCACAAGCUGACACACAGCGGGGAGAAGCAGUACAAGUGCUCCAUCUGCAACAAGGCCUUCCACCAGAUCUACAACUUGACCUUCCACAUGCACACACACAACGACAAGAAGCCCUUCACCUGCGCCACGUGCGGGAAAGGCUUCUGCCGCAACUUCGACCUGAAGAAACACAUCAGGAAGCUGCACGACAACGUCUACACCGCCGCCACCGAGGCCUCCAGAGAGCUGCAGAGCUGA
This is a messenger RNA of Scomber japonicus (chub mackerel), 1272 nucleotides long. It is a transcript of the gene fezf2, whose product is annotated as FEZ family zinc finger 2. Lineage: Eukaryota; Metazoa; Chordata; Actinopteri; Scombriformes; Scombridae. The coding region runs from base 1 to 1272 and encodes 423 amino acids. The transcript has 4 exons. Gene Ontology annotation, cellular component: nucleus. The record is from RefSeq and is a predicted model, not a curated record.